GGCUGGCGUGCGUGGUGGAGGCGACUGCUCCCGACCCUCACACCCUCUGGCACACACGCACGCACAUGCACACGCCAGGCCUGACCCAGCGUUUGGCGGUGCGUGAGGCAAAGUGUGAGGUGCCGUGCCGUGGUUGUCCUGAGUCGCUCUGGUGCGUGGCAAUGUCCGCAUCGAGGCGCUUCUAGGAGAGACAGAGACACAGAAGAGAGAGAGAGAGAGAGAAAGAGAGAUCCCGCCGUUGUCUGACUCGAGGAACGGGGCAAGCAAGAAGAACCUAUCUCAUCUCACAACGCGUCCUGCGGAGAGGCACGCACGCCACGAUCAGCUCACUACCAGCUCACCACUCACCUCACUGACGCAACAUCGUGGCUAAUCGGGAAGAAACUACCACAAAACCAACAUCACCAAGCUCACUCCUCACAAGAACUCACCACCAUCCAUUACCCAAGGCCUCCCAUCACCUUUUAGUCACCUGAACCAACCCAGCACUAAAUCCUCCCAGCCAUUCAAUAGUUACCCUCUUCAGCAGGCCAGCAGACGCCUCGCAACGUACCCAGCGUAGUAAUCCUUCACACGUGGGCGAUAGAGGCUGAACGGGACGCGGCUGUGAGCUGAAAGAAAAAGGGGACUGAAAAGGGAAAGUGAGGAUGAGACUGUGGGUAGCGGUGACGGUGGUGGUCGGGGUGUUGGCGGUGGUGGCGGAGGAGGUGGAUGCUGCCAGGAAACGUUCACGCGCUCAUAGGAAGAGGCACAACAGAAGAAAAGAGCAGGAGGCGGAGGAGCGAGGGGUCACCGUCAGGCCGUGGAAAGGUUGGCGGCGUUGGUGGGAGACGCAGCCUGGAGAUGGUCGAGGCCGCCCGUACGCCCAGCACCACUAUGGCCGCCCACGCCCGCGCCCGUACGGCUCCAGACGCCACCCAAACUCCCUGCUCGGUCCCACUCAUGGUGGGAUGUCACAGUUAGCGGGCGGCGGUUUGGGCGGCACGGCGGGGCUGGAUCUGUCGGGAUUGGAUCUUGGGGAGUUGGGCGGUAACCUUUAUUCAGAGUGGAGUAACUGGUCCCGCUGCUCCCGACGCUGCAGGCAGAGGCGGCGCAGGUCAUGUCGUGUCCCCGUCGUGUGUGGCGCCGCCGUUCAGAAGGAGGAGAGAAACUGCUCCGGGGAGAGGUGCUCGGGACGGCGGCCUUUCCACAUCAUCAGGCCGGAGGAGUUCUCAAUGCAGUCUCCCAGGAAUGAUAUGCGGGUUCUCCUCAACUUCAAUUCCAUGUUCUACACCCGCUGGUCCCGCUGGUCACCCUGCAGCAGGUCGUGUCUCACCCGCCGGCACAGGUCGUGCAAGUACCCGCUGUUCUGUGGAGGCAGCGUGGUGCACGAGGAGGCCUAUUGCUACGUGGAGGGGUCAUUAUGUGAAAAAUGGUACCGCCGCAGCCGCCACCCGCACUCACGCAGAAGGAAGAUAGCGGAUGUGAGCACCUCCCCCUCGCCGUCCACCGCCCCGUCGCCGCCUUCCUCAGACAGGUCGCUGCCCCGGGAGUGUGGCAUCAGCAACGUCACCAGCCCGGCGUGGAGUCUACGCAUCAUUGGGGGCAGGAUGGCGCAGCCCGGCGAGUGGCCCUGGCAGGUGGUCAUCCUUAACCGCUAUCAUGAGGCGUUCUGCGGCGGGACGCUGGUUGCCCCUCGCUGGGUGAUGACGGCGGCCCACUGCGUCAGGAGAAAGCUUUACGUGCGCCUCGGGGAGCACGACCUGGCGGUGCAAGAGGGACCUGAAAUAGAGUACAAGGUGGCGCGAGCCGUCAUCCACCCCAUGUAUGACUCAACCACGGUGGACAACGACGUGGCGCUGCUGCUGCUGCCGGAGCCCGUGGAGCCCGGGCCGCGGGUGUCGCCAGCCUGCGUGCCGGAGCAAGGUGCGGAGCUGCCCGUGGGAGAGUCCUGCACUAUCAUCGGCUGGGGCAAAGAACGCAACACUCACAUCUUUGGCACCGACGUCCUUCACGAGGCUGAGGUACCCAUCAUCGACAACCAGGUGUGUGAGGCUGUUUACGAGGACUACUACAUCACGUCCAACAUGUUCUGCGCAGGAUACAAACGUGGCAGAGUUGAUUCCUGUGCAGGAGACUCUGGGGGCCCGCUGCUGUGUCACCGCCAAGGCCGCUGGUACAUUUAUGGCAUCACGUCCUUUGGUGAGGGGUGCGGGAAACGAGGAAAGUUUGGGAUCUACGCGCGGGUUUCCAACUACAGGAAUUGGGUACAGUCUGUGAUCGCCUCUAGCUUCACCUGAGUCUCAGCCCAACCUAACUUCGCCCCACCACUGUCACCUGAGGGAGGACGUGAUGCGCAUCUGUGGUCUUGGCCUGGACGUGUUACUCAUUGAAUUAAGACGUGUAGUGCAAAUCAGGAUCUACAGUUAUCAAGGCCUGUAUUUUGAAGCGCUCUGUUCCCUGGUAAGCACUGUUUUCUAGGACUACUUUGAUGAUUAGUGAAAGUUCUCGUAUUUUUCUUCCUGAUGGUGAUGUAGAAUCCUUGUUGACAUUCCUAGGAUCAUGGAAAUAUCCCUUGAAAUCAUGAAAGACCUUCCAGCCACUAGAGCGUGUCAAAAAAGUGGUCGAGACAAGGCGCAGAAACGUUUGAAACAGCAGUUGAAGGUCAGGUAACUUUCAAGGUGGUAGUGUCAGGAAUUUUCCCCAUAUUGCUUGCUGUUGUUGCUGUUCUCUUUGUUGUUACUUUGAAUCAUUGAUAAAACACGAGUCAUCAUAAAAUGCGCAAACGUACAGUCCUCUCCAUAAUGAAUAUAACACGAAGGACAAACAUAUAUAGCAGCAAAUCAUCAGCCUAUGAGUGAAAUAGUAGUUAAGAUUACCAAGCAUUAUGUUCAUAUUUAUGUGUUGUGCAUUCAGAUCAUUCUAACGUCUUUAUGUGCGCAACCUGUGUAGGGGUAGUAUUAAUGAGGUGAUUUCCAUUCCUUGAGUAUGCAGUGAAAGCUUUGUGAGGCGAAAUGAGCUAUAACCAGUAGUCGAUCUGACCCUCUCAUCAGAAAUUAUGUUCGUAUUCAGAAACGCUUUGCUUCCUCACACUGACUAUUUUCAAAGGAUACAAAGAUGACAAGCCGAUCUCUAAAGACUAUUUCUCCUAUUCAUAAUGCAGAAAUCCUCUUAAUCUAUCACUAGCAUAGUAAAAAUACUUAUAAAAAAACAUUGGAACUUCAACUAAGGCUUUAGAAAUUUGUAUAGAUGCAGUACAGAGGUGUUUCAUAAUAUAAUCCAUAGAAAAUGCCUCUAUUUGUUUUAAGAUACGCUGGAGUGGACUAUAGGAUGAUGCCCGCCCUCUCCAGCUUUUUUUUCUUUCAAUAACAGCGCGGAAAUUCAUGUGCUCACACUCACCAUAUUUACGGGUACUUUAAUUGACGCAGGACAAGUGGUGUACCUCCCGCUGCUCCGCGUGUUAAUGUGUAGUUGACCGAAAACAAUGAAAAUAGAUAUAUGUAUAGAUAGAUAAAUAAAGAUAGGUAGGUAAGCAGAUAGAUACUGUACAUAGAUUGCUAAAUAGAUAGUAGAUAGAUAAAAAGCUAGGUAUUAGGUUGAUGUUAUAGAUAGAUAUGUAGAUAGAUAGACAGAAAUAUGCCAAAAAUAAGCGAACGAAAAAUAAAUAGAAUAACGAUAGGAAAAUACAAUACGUAGUUGCCCAAGAAAUAGUGAACAUGAAUCAAAAAGCAAAAAAAAAAAGUAAUAAUAAUAAUAAUAAAUAGAAUAGAUGAAUGGAUAAAUAGAUAAAUAAAAGAUGAAAGAAAAGAUCCUAGGCAGAAACAAAACACGUGACUGAAAACACACCACACUCUUGUCAGGAAAGCAGGACCAGUACCACCAUCCCAUCCCCUCCAACCCCGAAACCCACCCAACCAAAUCUCCCCCUAACAACUCUCCCCCCACCCCUCCAACAACCUCUACCCCAUCCUCCGCCAGCUGCUGCAGGGUGAGGAGCUAGUCACGGGAGGGGAGGGGAGAAGGAAUUACAAAAUCUUAUCAUAAUUACAAUGGAAAAUAUGGGGAAAAAUUAUGACUUACAGCGAAUAGUUACACACACACACACACACACACACACUACACAGACACAAAACACACACACACACACACACACACACACGUAACGGCACACACCACACAGACACAGACACAGACACAAGCAUAUGCAAAGAGUAACAACAAACAAAUAAUUCGUCGUGACCAAAACGUGAUAAGGUUAAUUUAGAAGAACUUACCAUGAAAAAUAAAUAAAUAAUAUGGGAGAAAAAAGAAGAAAGAGAUAAAGUUGAGGUAUUCCAAACAAUACGUAUAUUUCCUGCAGUUUUGUUCGUACAGGAAAUAAAAAAAAAUAUAUAUAUAGACACGAGAGGAAAGGAAAAGUUCAAUUAUUAACAAACAAUACGUAUAUAUAUUUCCUUAACCCCUUCAGUACCACGACGCGUUUUCAUAUUUAUUCUGCUCACUAUUUUACGAUUUUAUACAAGUUCAGAAACUUAUGGAGGGAUUAAAAUGAUGAAGACUUUGGCCAUUAAUCUUCUGACCUCCAUAGAUUCUUCCUAAUGUAAAUAAAAUCGUCUAACCACACCCAGAAUUCAAGAUAAAAAUGUAACCCAGUAUUUAAAUUUGCAAAUGAGAUAAAUAGGAAACAAAUAAACAAACAACCAUUACCAACACGGAAAUGAUCAAUGAAACAGAGAACAGGAACAACAGAGAGUGAAUGACAAUAAAUUCCUAUAUAUUUCACCCAAGACACUGAGGAGAACUCACGGCACAGCAACACACGCAAACCCUCCUCUGACCUGCCUGAUCUACCUCCCCCCCUACCGCGACUGUUUAGGACUUGUCUAGACUGCUUACGAGGCAUACGAUGUUGCCUUGUUUUAUCUACAGGUGUGUCUUGCAAUUUACAAUGUCUCUCAAUUUUUCUUAUCUGGUACUUUGGUAAUAUAAAAGAAAAAUGCAACGUGGAGCGAGUAAGCGUGAGUGUGAGAGGCCUGUGGGGUGAGGAAUGCAUGACGUCAACAUGUAAGAAGGACACGAACACUGCAUUGUUACCAAACGUUUCAAUGUCAUGUCUCGGAAAUACUUUUGGCAUAAGGUUGUGGUAGUAGUUUUUAAGACUUUCUAGUGUGUUUUCAUUAUUCUAGUGAUAUUUCAAUGGAUUCUUCACCAGGAAAGCGGAAAAAAAAUCGCGAUAAACUAGCUAGUUAUUAUAGCAGUUUUUAGGCAUAAUGCUCUUUAAGGGAACAUAAGCGCUUCAGAAUAGUUUCAGAAUACGUGCCUUUGUGUGCAUCUUUGUGUGAGUGUUAGGAGUCCUUACUCAGUAUUAGAAAGAGGAUGCCUGUGUACGAUGAUGAUGAUGAUGAUGGUGAUUGUUAUUUUAUAUCUGACGCACCUCAGUAAAUGUCUGAGAUGGAUUACAGUACGAGUAAUAUAUGUAUAGCGAGUCGACUGUUGGACGAUACAAAUGGUCACUAUUUUUUUUUCUGGACAUAAGCAGGCAUGACUAAAGUGCCUUGCCUUCACUCCCGGCUAAGGGAACACACGGGCGAACCACGUUGCUUGCACAUGGUGUCUUCUUUUUCCUUCCUUUCCUCAACCGCCCCUCCCCUCGUCAGCGUCUCCUUGGCUCCAACACCUCAAUGUGACCUGACAAACGUGAUAUGCAACACACACACACACACACACACACACACACACACACACACA
Portunus trituberculatus (swimming crab) is the source of this 5727-nucleotide messenger RNA. RefSeq names its product coagulation factor X-like. The transcript has 12 exons. Gene Ontology annotation, molecular function: serine-type endopeptidase activity. The record is from RefSeq and is a predicted model, not a curated record. Gene Ontology annotation, biological process: proteolysis. The coding region runs from base 648 to 2279 and encodes 543 amino acids. Lineage: Eukaryota; Metazoa; Arthropoda; Malacostraca; Decapoda; Portunidae.